AUUCCAAUGGCUGUGUUUAUUGGUGGAAAUACCAGUCAAUCUGGCGUGCUACUGCAAAUUGCAAUGAACGACGGCCAUUUAUUUGCAUGAGAAAAGGUUGGUUUGCAUGUUAUGUCAUUUGAUUAUUUGAAUAAGCUUUUAGGGCAGUUUCCAGUGAAAAUUAAUUUCAAAAAACAUCCACGAGUGAAUAUAAAGUAUGUUACAAAGAAUAUUAUAAUCGCGUGAGGUGAUGGUCGAGCGUAAUGGCUAAUGCUUGCUGAGGUCUUAAAAACUCAAAAGUACAUGUUUUUCAAAUUGGACAAAAAUUCAUACCAUAUACUUACCAAUAAUAUAUAUUAAAAAGUAAACUAAUUGCGAGAUGAAGACAACUUUUUCUUUAGAAAGAUUGUGUGUAUUAAGGUGGCUCCCUACAGUUAUAGUACAGUUUAAAACAUAUUUAUAUAGAUCAGAGACCGGUUGUACGAAAGGCUAUAUCCACCGUUUAACUCGCUAUCCGCCGGAUACAAUUUAAACGCUCCAGAAAUCGCGUUGUAGGAAGCCCGUGACGGUGACCUUGAGACCGUUUAAAUCGCUACCACCGGCGGAUAAACUCUGAGUUUGAAGACAUGCACAACAAUGAGUAUUUCGGAUCAUGGAAGUGUGCUGGAUAGUGAUAGAAAUGCAAUAAUCCUGUUAAGGAGUCAACUUCUUAACGCACUGAAUUUUUAAGUUACGAGUUGUCUGAUACAAAUAGUUAAACUCUAGAUUCUAGUUGAACGUUUUGAAAAAGUUUUCACACCGAUUUUCAUAACAAGUUAUGAAACGUUGGAUUAUUUAAUGCGAUAUUGUGUUCUCAAUUUUCCGUAUUUUGAAUAUAUAUAUCUUUUAUUUUCAUCUCAAAUAUGUAAAAAAAUAUCUGUUUAAUGUAUGUAAUUUAUGCAAACUCAAAGUGAAAAUUACAGAAAAAGCCAUCGUUAAACCACAAGCGUUCGUGUUGUUCACGAAUUAUAAUUUGCACGCAUGCGCAAAUAGUGAUCAUCUCGAAUCGAUAUUCACUGACGUCAGCAGCUUCCACUGGACUUCAGGGCUAUUUUUGUCGCGUUUCCUUCCAUGAAAUUUUUUAAACUUUGCAUAUUUGCUAAACAUGACGAUUAGUAAAACAUCAAAAUUUCAUGAAAUUCCACAAAACAGAUUUUCUGUAGUCAUUAUUCAUGAAUAUCUCGAAAUAUGCCUUAUAAACCUCCCUUCAAAUUUUAAUUUGUUAUUCCUCUAUCAACCAUAAAAUUUUAAAAAAACAUUUCAGAAAAUUUGACCGGAUGGACUAAAACGAUAUUGUCGUUUUGUUGUGAAAUUAGACAAUAAAAGUGUAAUAGAUAAAACGUCAUAUCGGCAGCACAAGAACUUUCCUCGAAAUGAUCAUAUUGCCCUGUCUUAAGUAUAUUCAACAUACUGAAUUUGGUUGAAAAUGAGUGUUACCUAAAAUACUUAAAAUUUUGGAAAACUCUAAGGAGCCAGUAUAUAUCAAGACUAAAAGUUCGUAUGAAAAACGUUUCUCUAUAGUUCUCUGAUUUGCUCAUAAUUCAGGGUUUAUUUUAACGUGCAGUUCUACACAAAAUGUGCAGUUCUAAACCCAUUUGUGCAGUUCUUAAAACACAAAUGUGCAGUCACCAAACUAACAAAAAUAGCCUUAAUUAAAACAGUCUUCUCAUUUACUCGUUACCCUUGUGGAUGCUCCAGAAAAUUCUAGAAAUGCUAUCAUUAAAUUAGCAUAAAAAAUAUAAACGUUUUCUGAGGGAGGACUCCAGACCCUCCUAUUUUCCUCACAAAUCACGUACGUGCUGGGGUAAUGGAAAAGAAGGUAAAAUUGGGGCGAGCGAAGCUCCCUAAAAGAGAUUAGAGUGGGAGAACCUAAUAUUCUUUGCUGCCUCAAAUGUAAAUUUAAGGUUGUUAUAUAUUGAAAAUCCAUGAUUCCCAGUUACAUGUUUUAAAAACAUGUUACAUGUUCAAACACAUGUUGCCUUCGUAACAUCCCUAUAUGUGCAGUUCUAAAUUUUUCUUAAAAUAAACCCUGGCUCAUAUUAAUACUGGUGGUUGUAACUAUGGCCCCGUUUACACUGUACCGCACUAUACCGGAUUCGCUGGUCACGACAUCAGUUUUAACUGUCGAUGAAAUAACCUAAUAAACAUUUAUAAUGGUAGUAACAAACAUACAGACGUUAUCGAAAGAGUAACCUUUGUUGUUAAACGUUCCUCCUGGACAGCAAACGAAGAUGUUGUGACCAGCGAAUCCGGUACAGUGUAAACGGGGUCUAUCUUGUUACGGUACCACCAUGCAUGCUUUAAUUUGCAUAUAAGUAAUGGUAUGCUUCAUUUACAACACAGCUGCUAAUAUAUCAGCCGUUCUGCACGAAUAGUAAACCACUAGAAACAAUUGCUUACUCCGCAUAUAAAAUUACCCUUUAUCUCAAUAUCCCAACAAGUUAAUGGAUUGCUGAUGUUGUGAACAAUAUUACUUACACAAGUUCUUUGAAUGUUUGCAUGGCGAUAAAAUAUAAUUGUUUUUGUUUGUGGAAACACCACGUAAAUUUAUUACUGCAAAGCUUUCGAUCCGUAAGCCCGGAUCUUCAUCAGUGCUAAUAAUAUGACAUAUUAUUAGCACUGAUGAAGAUCCGGGCUUACGGAUCGAAAGCUUUGCAGUAAUAAAUUUACGUGGUGUUUCCACAAACAAAAACAAUUAAUAUUACCUACAUAAGUACGAUUCUGCAAUACUGGAUAUGUUAAAAAUUAUUAUUUAAAAUAUCGCGAUGACCGGUUGGAUGAAUGUAGAUUACAUUACAUAUUUAACCUAUUAACUGUACAUGCAGUAAAUAUUUACUCUUGCUACUCUAGACCCUACUGCUCCUACAUAUGAUGCAGCUAACAAAUUAAAAUUUGGUCUAGUCGGAAAUGGUGUCACUGGGGGUAUGUAUUCUCUUUCUGCCUGAUCUUUUUUUAAUAAUGUCUGCACGUGUUCUAAAUGGAUUAAUUGUUUCCAAGGUAUAUUAGAAAAGCAAGCUUAACCUGGGUUGGGCAUACGGAUUGACUAGGAAAUUCAUUCUUCCCCCCUCUCCCAAUUUGCUCAUAUUGUGAAUCGUAUAAUUUCUAACAUUUUGCCAUGAUAUAUAGAAUGAUGAAAAAUACUAAGUUGUGCGUAUCGUUAACAAGCGUACAACCAAAUGUUGUGUAUGGAACAUAACAUUUGGUUGUACGCUUGUUAACGAUACGCACAACUUAGUAUUUUUCAUCAUUCCAUACAAAGAACCGUGAAAGGAUUUAUAAGGAUUGAAUAAUUUACACAUACAAAUAUGUAUUUUAAAUUGUGCAUUUCAAAAAAUAAAAUUGCAGUUAAAACAUUUGAAUUUGGUUGAUUGCUUUGAUAAAUCUCACACGAAGCGAAGCAUGAAACAACUUGUUCGUUCUUAUAAGAUGGCCGAACCAAACACUGAAGUCAUCAAAAAUAAUUCCUUCCAAUGCGGUGCUUAAUGCUUAUAACCAUAAAUUUGUUUCUUUAUUCAGUGUGGAUGAGCAGUGCCACCCACUACUGGCCUCUUUCUAACGUUGACAAUGGAAGCAUAGCUGGAACUAUAGAUGGUCGAGCAUUUGGAAACAUUAAGGUCAUAACUGGUGUGAAAGAUAAGCCCGACAGUGCUUUACAGUUCUCAGAGUCUGGCAUGUACAUUGAUGUUCCAUUUUACGCGCAAGAUUGCUUAACCUUUCCGGACACCUGUCCUUCGAAACAUCUGACACUUUCGUUUAUGGCUUCGUUCGAUGCAACUGCGGCAAAUUGGCAGAACGUUGCGAUUUUGGAUUCUUUGGGAGGAAAUAAAGAGAACUCCACUGGAAUAUCUGUUACUAUUAAUCAACAGAAACUGGUCUUCGUGGUUUCUUAUGUUGACAGAUUGUGGACGGUCAGCAUACCUAUUGAGGGCGAUGGAGUUUGGCGUCAUUAUGUUAUGACUUGUUCUCCAAUUGCUAUAGAAGUUCUUGUGAACGGGAAAAGUGCUAUUUCAAGGUUAGUAACUAUACUAUAUCAACAAUACCACCAUGCAGAAAAGUGAGAGAUUAGUGACUAUAUAACUAUAUAUAACUAUAUUUAUUAGCAUUCUUCAUUUCAUUAAAAAAACACUAAGGGAAAUGGUUUCAUAUACACUCAGAGUAACAUCACACAAACAACUAAGGGAAAAGGUUUCAUAUUAUACCAAUCCGGCAAAAGAGAGGCCCCUGAAAUAGAAAUUAAGUGAUUUUGUAAUAUUUAAAUAAAGAUAGGAAGUUUCAAAAAGCUUCAUAUGAAGUACGCAAAUCGUAAAAGUACAAAAAGUUGAAUUUUCUAUUACCAAGCCUCAAAUUUAACUACAAAGCCUCUGCGGAGGAGAGUGAACCCACUCCCCGUCGACGGUCGUGGCGGGUAGGUUAUUGGGCCCUUUUGAGCUGGUGUCGAGUCCUCGUAGCACAAUGUUACGCCAGUAGAAUGUACAGGCACAUGAAUAUAUAAGUUAAUUAAAUGAGACUACUAACUCACUGUGCACGAAAGUAGCAUAAUGUCGGUGCUGGAUAUUCAAAUUUUUGUACGAGUGUGCCUUGUGUGGCAAUCACGACUACUUUCGAGGAAACAGAUAAAGGAUCGAUGUUCCCUGCAAUUAUCCGUAGAAUUUAGUCAGACGUCAUUCUCUCGUCCUGUGCGUGGAAAAUUCGUGGUCUUUUUUACACAAGUCGGCGAAAUAAAUUUUGAGUGGCUGUCUUGAAAAGAACGACUCAACGACACCAAUACUUUUUAAAUCAAGUCAUUUUUUGUUCAAGUAAUUCCUAUGCAUUGUAUGUGAAAGCUUCUUAGUUAAACUAAAAGGAAAGCAAAUUAUUUUCAUUUGCGUCCUUUCCGAAUUAAAUUUAUUUCAUUUUGAAAGUGCGAGUAAUAAGUUGAAGCUCGAGUUGAAUGUGUAUAAAUAUCGCCAAUAAACAGUUAAUUUCAAUUCACAUUUAAAAACGUUUUACGUAGAGUUUCGUUUUGAAGUUUACAUUAAAAUAAAGCCCAUAAAAACAAAAUAAUAUACCUACUUUAUAUAUUUUAGAAAAUGAUAGUUCUGUUUCAUCUAUUUUUUGCAGGUUUGUGCAAAAAAUUAAAAAAAACAAUUAUCGUGUUGACAUGACUAACAUGACAUGAGCAACGUGAGCGUUCAGUGACAGUGUUAGCGUAAUUACGAAUACUUCAUGUUAAAACAAUGUUUGGAAAAUAUAGGCGAGUGGGUGUUGCAUGCAUGUACAGUAUUUCUAGUUGAUAUGUGCUAACUAAUAUGACGUACAAUUCAACUUGAAUUGUCUAGUAUUUUAUUUGAUAUAAAGUAAAAAAGGAAAUAAAUGUCAAACCACACGCGAGAAAGUACACAAAAUAUUUUUCUGACGUCAUACACACUAAAACUAACUGUAUUUUUCUCGUGUUUCCUUCGGUGUUUUAAAACUUGAUGUACUUUGUACACUGUACAGCAAUCAUAAAAUGCACAAUUCCAUAAAGUAUGCGCGCUUAAAAACAAAAUCGUAUAGGAGCCGUUUUUUUAUUUUGAAAAGCAAUAUUUUGAGUCACUAGCUCACGGCCUACACGGUUUUGGAGAAAAAUUGGCUAACUGUAGGCCAUUGAGCUUCAAGUGUGGAAACAAUAAAGUUUCGCCCGCGAAGAAAAUAGUCAAAAAAAUCAAAGAAGGAAUGCAAAAAUACGAUCUUUUCGAAAUUUCCUUGUUGCCAUGGCAACGAGAAUAUUUAACGACAUUUUUUUUGUUUUUCAUAAUCUUUACUAGCAUUUAGGCAAUGUUGUGUGGGAGUUUCGUUAUCAUAUCUUGCAAACUGAGGAAAUAAUAGGUCUAAAAGUACUGUUGUGCGCUAUGUCGGGAAUACUACAAGCUUUCGUUAGUAGGGAUAUUAUAACUACCUGAAAAAUAUAAGGAAUAUUUCGACGUUUCGAGGGAAUGCUCUUCGUCUGGAGUUACUGGGGAGGCUCCUUAAAUACCUAUAAUAUAUCCAUGGCGAUUCAUGUUGACAAUCUUACAGAUUGGGAACUUAUGUUUCCCUCAACAAUUAACAUGCCGAGGAAAGAGACAAAGAGUACUAUAUGAUUCUCUAUUUUUUUACUAUAAACUAAUUGACCGAAAAGCGCUUUGUAUAGGAAAAUCAAGUUGCGUCUAUAUCUGGAAUGCAAUUUUUGUUUUUGUGUUUUAGAGCCUAUGUACCAAAUCUCAGAAAAACGAUACAUUCUAAAAAUUUAAAAAGGAACUUUCAUAUUGGACUACAAACUGCUUCGAAAGUAUCGUCAGGUGCUCUUAAUUUGACUAUGUUGGCAUUCUGGGAAGGUAUUCUCCCCGAGAAAGAUAUUCAAGCAAUUUACAAGACCGGUAAGUAAUGCUUUUGCUGACCUCGAAAUUAUCUUGCCAUUACCAGAAGUCAGUUCGAACACAAUGGUAUCCACGUUUCAAAGCAUUCAAUUCCUUUAUCUAAUACAUGGUGGCGUGAUUUUUGCUAUAAUUUAUGUAUGGGAUCAUGGGAGAAAUUAAAAAGUAAUAUAGGUAAAAAUAUAAUAAUGUGUUUUAUCGCGAUUGUUUAAAUAUAUUUUCUGCAUAAAUAUGAGGAUUUUUGGGCAUCUCACUCGAUUGAACUCAUUUUGAAGGAUUUUGUAAAGCAUGGGUUCCAGUGUAAAUGUUACACUUAAUAUCAUUAAUCUACCUGAAGCGAGGGAGAUUCGGCGAAAUAUUACCCGAAGUGAUGCUCCCAAGGAAAAUAUCAUCACUGAGUGUAAUAUUUCGCCGAAUCCCCCGAGCGGAGGGUCUAUAAAUGAUAUAUUAUACCGAAACUAUAAGUUGAGAAUGUAAAACUUGCCUUGAAUGUAAAACGUCUCUAAGUUGAGAAUGUAAAACUUGCCACAUACCUUUGGCUUUGUGAAUACGAUGUUUUAUUUUUGAUUUAACGCAAAUAUCGUCGCUUUUCUUUUCACUAUUAUUUUGUUGGCCAUCUUGUGUUGCCUCGCGUGGUUAAUGCAAAUAAUGCUCAACCCCAUGUUCCCCAGGGAACAUGUGGUGGAACAUUGUCAAAAGGAACGCAGGCUCGCUAUAAUUGAUGACGUAAGACGUGAUAUCGCGAUUACUUUCAUGCUCACGUGCCACAAUCUGAGCUUUCUGAUUGGACAAGUUGAAGUUGAGGUAUAAUAUAUUUAUGUAUACCUUACCUAGCCUGCCAACAGGCUCUCAAGCUGAAUUGAGAGCCUGCAUCGAUGACUAAUGAAUUUGAAUAUCUGCGUCUCAAAUCGUGACGCGAAAUUCUCAUUGGUCAGAUGCUAUAAUUCAAAUGUUUCCGCGGUACUCUAUAUAUGUCAACUGUUGAAGCACUAUGCAUAAAAAACACAUUAACUGAUCAAAUUUGUCUUGGCCAUCUUAUCUCAAAGCACGAAAUGUUCUGUUUUGAGAAAACAGUAUUUAAAACAUUUAAAAACUUUUGCUUGAAUAUCUUACAUUUCGAAAAACAGUAUAAACUGUAUACGGUCUAAAUUUAGUUUGCACGAAAGUUGUUAAAACAACACCAUAUAAGGAUAGACAUUCCAUAUUUGGAAAAACGAACGUUACGGGGCAGAUAUUCAAAUUCAUUAGUCAUCGAUGCAGGUUCUCAAUUUAGCUUGAGAGCCUGUUCGCAGGCUAUACCUUACCAGGAGCAGAUGCAAAAAUGCAACUAUUGGCCCUCUGGUAGGAAUCGCAAUUAAGUAAAGUACCACCUAUGUAAAGCCAUAUAAUUAAUUCUACAGGCAUUAUUGGGUUAAAUAUAUCAAAGUUCGAUUGGUCGAAAAUGUAUUCUACCAUAUAAUUGCAAUAAAUAACAUUUUAUUCCAGUAAAUAAACUAAACUUGCCGUAUGUAUAUUAAAAUAUAAUAGCAAAAAUUACGUCACCCGUAAUUAUUGAAUGUGCUCAAACAAUUUCUAGUAAUGCUCAUGCACGCAUGUGAAUUGAGAAAGCUAGAGAGAUGAUAGCACAUUCUAUUGGCAUAAUUGCAGUUCAAAUUGUUAGACAAACAAAUAUCCUCUAUUAACGUUUCCCAUUGGACUGUAUAUUACUGUCUCUAAAUUUCUAAUGAAAUAAAUUUUGUUUUAGAAUUUGGUUGGUGUCCUAAUGGCUGGAUCGCAUUUGGAAUGUCUUGCUACGAAUUUACUACAGGCGGAUCAUCAUGGAAUGAUGCUCGUUCACGAUGCCAGAGUUUAGGCGGAGACUUGGCUACGAUCAGUACGCCAGUGGAACAAGCACUGAUUACGGGACAAAUAAAAACAACGUCCUGGAUUGGUACGUAAGAUAACUAUAUAAAGGGUACUACGGACACCUAUUGCAUGGUUGCAUAUAAGAGCUCAAUAUAUAAAGUCCGAAAAUUUGGAGUCCAGCGUUGGGCGGGAAGUUGGAUAUAUAAACUUUUUGGAUAUUCCUCGAGAAAAAAUAUAUUUAUUGAUAUUUUGAUUGGAAGCGUUGAGAAUUAUAUUUUUAUUUAUCUGUUUAGCUUGAGUAACUGCAUGUCGAGGAAUUUUUAAGAAGUGUAUGAAUACAUAUAAUAUACAGUACAUGCAGUAUCAAUUUUGCAUCCAAUUUAGACCAAAAUUAGUUUAUCCCCCUAUCAUGGAUCUAUGCAGCUGUUAGCUUUCAAUUUUGUAUGAAGUUAAUCGAUCGUUUUAGUAAAUGAAGAAACUUUAUUCAAAACAAAUACCAAUAUUGGUACAUCGAAUACCUACAUAUAUAUAUAUAUAUAUAUAUAUAUAUAUAUAUAUAUAUAUAUAUAUAUAUAUAUAUAUAUAUAUAUAUAUAUACUAUAUAUAUAUAUAUAUAUAUAUAUAUAUAUAUAUAUAUAUAUAUAUAUAUAUAUAUAUAUAUAUAUAUAUAUAUUAGUUAUAAAAUAUAAAAAAGACAUUACAGACUAACUCAUGCAAUAUAUCAAAAGUUCUAGUAUAUCGUAGCAAUAUUUUGAAGAUAAUUUCAGAAUAUUUCUAUCUUUCAUACUUAGUAUGUAUUGGAACAAACUUUGUGUAUCAAAAUAUUUAAAUCAUUGGUUAAUUUUAUAAACAGACUUAAUAAAAUUCUGUCGUAAAAUGUAAACAUUGUGUUACCACAUGACAUUAGGUAUAAUGUUGUUCAUUUCCAACUUCACCCUGAUUACAAUGUUUACAUUUUCUAUCACAGUAUAGGCAAUUUUACAUCGACCAAUUUCUACUGGUAAUCUGUGCGCUGAAACUCGUAAUCUUGGAGUUUGAAAAUUUUUCAAAGUCCUUCAUCUCUAAUUUACACAUUUUUAGCAAAUAUUGUAUGAAAACAAUUGGUUUUAGAUUCAAACGCAUGCAAACGUUUCUAGCUUCACCAGAUAACGUAAUAUUAAAUGCAAUCCCUUAGCUUCCCCGAGCUAAGCGGAAAAGUCGAAUACGAGCGCGAAAGGCUUAACACAGUACUAAAAUGCGGUAGGCGCUACCCCUACAAGUAAAGUUAUAUUUAGUACGCUACAUCCAGCCUAGACCUAGGCCUUCUAUUUUUAUUUAUAUUUUUUUAAUAUUCAGCGCUUUUUCACAUGAAAAGACUGGGACUAGGUGAUUUGGGGGCGGGGCGGAGGAAGGACGCAAGCGAAAAAAUAGAAGGCCUAGGGCGCUUUCCAUUUACUGGUCUGUUUCAUUCAACAAUUUGACCGUUCUGACCGGUUUGGCCGUGUUAAAGGAAAGCGCCCCUAGUGGAUUUCCCAACAAUAAGGACAAAACUGCCCUGAAACUGCCCUGCUUGCGAAAUGCCCAAUUAUUGCGUUCUCAACUAACAGAAUUAUUUGCAACUUAACAGCGAAUUUAAACCGAUACAGGUACAAUAAACUCAUUUAUAGUAUAAACUUACUAUUUUUAUUUGUAUACACGCCUAGAAAAUCGGGGUUUUAUCAUAAAGUUUGAAGAACACUAUUAUUAUGUCGACAAAGUGUCGGAGAAAGCUCAAAAUGAGUCAAAAUAUAUACCAAAAGUAGAAUCUUUCAUGAAAUAUUGUCUUAUACACAACUACAUUAAUAUAUAUUUUCUCAAUUUUGGCAAGAAGCAGCCUUGUGUUUGUAAAAUAUACAAACACAUAUAUACAAUUAUUAAGUAGAACGGAUACAUAUAUUAUUAACCCGUACAGUGUUAUACAACGUACAUUGUUUACAAAUGGUAUAUCCAUAAUACUUGAACAAUAAUGUCAAAAUCAUCAUUCCCGAUUCGCAAAUAUAGUUAUUCAAAGCAAAACAGUAGAUUGUCUUGCGAAUAAAAGAAUUAUUUCGAGUAUAAAUCAGUGUACAAAAUUGUUGCAACUUUAAAGGCCUUUAAAGAUGUUUCAGUAAGGUAAUUCCGCAGUAAUUGUUCCCGAAAUGAGAAUGUGCUGAAACUUCCCAGGCAUGGAGUUUAUGAUAUACUUAAAGUAAAAUAACACGAAAAAGUCGGGGUCACCGCACUCGUUAAGAAGAUAUGACAAUCACAAUAUACCACCUUUACCCCAAUAUGGCGCCAUCUUGACGCUCAUUACGAGCAACAGCAAAAUCACAACAGCCCGAUAUUUAUUGACGUUUUUAGAGCGGAUUUUGCUUUUAGUAAACCUAUCUUGUAAUUAUUUUUGAAAAAUAUUGUGUUUUGAGCGAAAUGAAACUACUAACGUGUAUAAUUGUGAUCCACAUGUACAAGUGUCUUUUCCACAUUUCUUGACAUAUCUUUCUUUGAGAACAUGCAUUGAUAAAGGAUUUUUUUCAAGAUCCAGAAAUGAUUUUUCUUUUAAUUUCGGAUAUGAAAUGUAAAAUGCAUUAAAGAAAUAAAUUAUAAGUUAAAAAACGGGGAUCACCGACUGAUCUUUUUAGGGAAUUGUGGCAUUAAAACGUGAAAUACAAGUAAAUAAAUAUACUAUAGGCUGCGCUACAUCCUCCUUCAAGACUGUCAGCCGCCAGUUGGUCCGUACGCUAGGAUUUAUAAACUGCGCUUUAAAACGUUCAAAAUAAACUUGUUUGGGCUUUUGGGCUCAAAAUACUAUCAAAAUGAAGAGAGAAGUGAGAGGAAUCCACUGGUAUACGGCCUAAAAAAGAGAAAACCAAUGCCACCAAAGUUAUCAAGGAUCAAACGUACUGCAUUUUUUUAUAAUUAGUUUAAUAAUUUUGAGCGAUUUGUCAACAAUACAAUUUCGCUUGAUUUUCAAAGACCAUAAAUCGCUAGAAUACUGCUGUUUAGUAAUACAUUUGACAUCCGUGAGUACAAUUUCUUACGCUGAAUCGAACGGUGGUAUUUUUAUCCUUAUUGCGCCAUUAGGCAUUACAAAUACAAUACAUGGACAAACGUAGUGCGACUGUGCGAGUGAUUUGUUAACAAAUAUAGUACGAACUUGCGAGCGAUUUGUCAACAAUACAAUUUCGCUUGAUUUUCAAAGGCCAUAAAUGAUAAAUCGCUAGAAUACUGGUGUUUAGUAAUACACUUGACAUCCGUAAGUACAAUUUCUUACGCUGAAUCGAACGGUGUCGCUUUCUUCUCAAAAUAUAAAGCAGCGCAGUCAAACGUAUAAACUUUUAUAAACUUGCGAAUUGCGAAGGUUGCUGUUUCCAUGCGAAAUUCCUUGUAAAAUUGUUCAAUUUUCCCGAAUUUUCCUCAAAAUGCAGGGUUAUUUAUGGAUAAUUUGGAUAAAAUUGGCAGGAGCCUUAUGGAUAAUUGGGGGGGUAUUAGGCAGCUCAUUAAUAUUCUAUUUUGUGACUAUCGACGAUCCACUAUCCGUGAUCCGUGAAGAGAUUAUUUCGCUGGCCUCAAAGUGACAAAACGUAACAAAGCAACGAUUUUACUGACACUAACCCUUCUCCAAACACCAACUCUAACCAUAACCCUAACCCUAACCUAACCCUACUCCAAAUUUGCCCUAAACCAAUCUUGAAGAAAACAAUUUCGACGAAAUGUCAUUCUGAGGUCGGCGAAAUAGUUGAUACCCCGUGACAAAUGCAUGCCGAAACCUAUACUCGCCUGGGCACAGCUGCCCCAGCGAGUAAUUGACUUGUAACAGGGCUAUAUUCAAAGGGAGCAGUCACUUUCCCGUUUUUCACAUGCAAUAAAAACGCCUUUUAAAAAUACAUGCAGAGACUGUUAGUACUUACCUUCAGUAGUUCACGUGCAACAGUAAAGUGAUUUCUAAAGUAAUAUAUUUAUGUUAUCUUAUAAUGAAAUAUUUUAUACGUCUAACAGGUCUCGUGGGAACACAACGCCGCUAUAGUCGCUUUAUCAGUCGUCGGCCAUAUAUCAGACGGCUAUAUCAACGCCGGCGUUUUCACACUAUUACUCCCACCACCGCCAUCAAGUUCAACUUUGUCUGGCAGAACCACUCCCCAGCUCGCUAUACAAACUGGCGGGCUCUUACAACAUAUUCAUACAGAGGUGCGCGCAUUUGUGUGUGUGCUCUCGGUAGCUCAGGAUCCUGGGCCAAGUAUCCAUGCACCUCGAAUCCUUCAUCUAUCUGCGAGAAGGAAAAAGGUAUGAUCUACUCUACAUUAUGUUAAUGGUAAUUCGCCUAUUUUAUCCAAGAGGCCUUGGUGAUAAGCUAUCCAGGAAAAAUGGCCCAAAAGAGUGCGUGGACCACACAAAAAACUGACCAAAAUAGGGGAAGCAUGCAAAAUAAAAAGUAUUCAAAUGCGCAACCUGUCAUGAAGCUUUGGUGUUCAUACUAUUUUUUAGGAUGGGCAGAGCUUGUUUGGGCACAUUAUUACUAUCCCCACUCCCGUGAUAGAAAUUUGAUUCCUUCUGUUUUUCGUUGUGGUUCUUGAAUUCAAUGAAUGAAAUUUUGUUUCCAGUGGUGAUGUCUUUGCGCAUGAUAAAAAUUGGGUAGCAUGGCAUGAGGUUAUUAUGUAAUAUAUGAACAACUUAUUAUCCAGUAAGUUAUAUUUAUGUUCAAUACUUUAGUUGCAUUUUCAUCAACGGCUGCAAAGCUCAGUCGAAUGUUGAUACGUUGUGAACAAUAUGCAAUGCGGACUAGCAGGGGCGGCGGAAAUUCGAUAAUUGGGGGGGGGCUGAUAUUCAUAUAUUCAUGUUCUGCAUCAUUUAUUUCCUUUGAAAGCGAUUGUUUUUACAGUCUGUGAACACGAAUAUAUGAAUAUCAGCCCCCACCCCCAAUUAUCGACUUUCCGCCGCCCCUGCGGACUAGCGGUCUUUCCAGAACAUUCUAUAAAUAUUCAAUAUAAAUAUAAUAUCUCAGUCAAACAAUAACAACAGUCAACAGGGGCCCCCACACCAAACAUGCCUAAAGGCCCCUCUUCCUCCUUUACGCCACUGAUGUCCUGGGACACCUAUAGACGAGAUCUCAGAUCGCAGAAACAGUAUUUCCUUGCCCGCAUUCCCGUACAACCUGUGGUAUAUUUUAAAACCAAAUCCAGUUAUCUAUGGUCAUUUAUUAGAAUAUUUUAACAGGCGAAAUGUUAUUCAAUUCCAUAUUUUCUUAUAGAUGAAACAAGAGCUGCUGUUAACACAACAAGUAAGGAAUAACUUAUACUUUGAUAUAUACUACUACUGCAUACCUACAUAACUACAUACCUACAUAACUACAUAACUGGUGUCUAUAGAUUACCAACUUUAAAACUCUUCGAAAAUGAUCUCAUAUUUUUCAAUGUUGAGGUCUGCAUUGCAUCGCGGGUUGUAUAUAACUCUUGGGAAAUUCAAAAUUUUUAAAAUCCUAAAAAUCAUGUUUAAAUAAUACAUUCUAGGUAUAUCAAAUGAUAUAUCCUCUUCCAACCUGCAUAUUUUUGCACCUCCCGUACCUGUAUUUGAAAAAAAAUGUGAACACCUCCAACCUCCCCUUCAACAACAACGACAACGACAACGACAACGACAACAAUAAUGAAUUAAUUUUUGUAUUGCACAUAUACGUGGCACGCGGGUAGCUAUAACUAUAUAGAAAUAGAAAACAAACUAUAACUAAACGAGUAAUGAUAUUAAAACAUCAAUCAUGUUUGUAGACAAACACGAUCACGAACAUGAUUCACAUACCCUAUACAACCUAGAUAGAUAAUUUAACCUUCAUCCACGAUUGCAGAUCACUUACAUUUAAAUGCUUUACAAUAUUAUGAUCUAAAGCUUUAAAUGUACAAUGUUGUCGUAACUUUAUUACAGUCGAGCGCAAGGGGUAGCACACAAUUCUUGCCACUGUCUAAACGCCAUCUAAUAUAUUGUUACCGGAUCUCGACUUUGUGUUGAUCGGUCGCUGUGCACGUCGGUCGGUUGGAGGCCAUGCGUUAUAGCUUUGGCUAAAAAUUUCAAUUAGAAAAUCAGUAAUAAAACCACUCCAAGUAGCAAAUGCUAAUUAGUUAACGUAAUAAACGGAAAAAUAAACGGUAAUUUUACGGCGCGGGUGUUAUGUUUCCAUAUACGUCAUCUAACUGAUCUUUUUUUUUUUUUUUAAAGAACUUUAUUGGGUCAUUAACAACUAUAUUUACAAUAAUUAUACAAACAACUAAUUGGGCAAAGAUACACUAAUUUAAAAUAACAACAAUAAAAGAACCCAAUUGGGAAAAGUGCGAACGGGACUCCAAGUCCCAUGCGGGGCACUUCCCCUAAGAAAAGUUUAUGUCCUAUGGCAGGAGCAAGCACGUACGAGGGUCCAUGUACACGGUUGAUCAACAUCAAAAAUUUGAGUAUUUAAAUUAUGAUACAUGAGUUUAAUUGAACAUUUGAAAGUUGAAAGACUCGAGAAACUAGAUGGGGGAAGUAUUUUACAGGUUGUGUUCCAUAGUUUAACUAUUCGAUUAAAGUAGGACGCUUGGAAUGUUCUGGUUUUACAAAAAGGAACUUUAAGAGUUAGAGAUGGAUUUUGACUAAGUCGGGUGCGAUCGCUAUUAACAAAAGAAACAAAAUCAUAAACGUUCAAAUCUAAGUGUUCAAAUAGCGCCUUGUAGAAAAAUACCAAGUCCUUAAUUUCCCUGUCGUAACAUAGUGGCAAUAGGUUAAGAGCUAUCAGCCUCUGUUGGUAAGGUAUCUCGCCUUGUUUGGAUUUCAGAAUCCAAGCGGUAGCUCUUCUUUGAAUUUUCUCAACCUUUGAUUUGAGAUGUAUGUUGACUGGAGACCAAACUUCUGUGGCGUAGCUGACUUGUGAUCGACCUGAUCCCGCUGCACUAAAUCACAUUCUUUCAAGAGUGAUACAUUUGAAAUAUAUCUGUUUAUGUUCAUAUAUAAUGAAGGCUAUAUGCGAGCGUUUAAGCCGCUUAUUCUAAUCAGGGCGCUGUUUUAAUGAAGAACAUGCAUGCUCCUUUCAGUUACGCGUUUUCCCUAUUAUACCUGCGUAUAAAAAUAAAAACUCACAGAAAAAUUAUGAAAAACGCGUAACUGGAAUACAGCCUUUAAACAACACGAAAUAAUUUAAUGUGUGCAUGUACCCAGUUGUUUUUUUCCCAUCUACAUGUAUAGGUACAUGUAGCUAUUGAGAUGCAUCAAGUUUCAGGAAGCACCUUUCUUGCAAAACUAACUCCAAAAGGCCAUAUUUAUAUAUAGUAUGAAAUUGACUCGAAAAUGGGAUAUAAACAAUUUUUCUUUUUCUUUAUAGUUGUCGAUGUUCCAAAAUUCACGAGAGUCUGUCAAUAUUCCCAUACUCUUCUUAGCUGUCCAAGUGGCUCGGUUAUAAAAAUCCAGCGUGGUUUUUGGGGAAGAAAACAACGUGAUCUCUGCAGAUUUGUUAGUAUUAUUGAUUGCGGCUUGGAUACUGAGCCUGCCAUAACUGACAAAUUGAGGAAACAAUGCGAUGGAUCAUCUAUUUGCAAAGUCGAAGCUUCAAAUGAUCCUAAACAUUUGGGAAAUCCAUGUUUGGGGGUUUACAAAUAUUUAGAAGUGAAUUAUACUUGCGGACUUAAAGGUAUAUAUAAUGUGACUGAUAUUAAUACUUCAGUCUUAAUAUUCUUUCUGACUAUCAGUACGUAAUAUCAUUAAUCAUAUAUAAGGCUACAAUUAUUAGCACAUGGUAUCCAUGCAACGUCCACUCCUGUAUACAAUUCAGAGGAAUUUGAUACCAACGUAACGCGUUACGGGAAUUCGCUAAAUCCGCCAUUUCCGAUGGUGGAUUAUUGCUGCCCUUUCCAGUCGUUAUUCAGCUUCGAGACAUUCUAUUUGUCAAAAUGUUUAUAUAAUCUCACUUUCAUUUUCAUUUUCUCGCAAGAAUACUAAUGUGGUAGAUUACUUACAUUUCAUAUGAUAUUUGCAGGAACCGUCAAAGAUCCGUGUCCGCCUGGCUGGAUUCGAAGUAAACACGACAGCGUAGCUUGUUAUCGUUUAAUUCCAUCAAAGAAAAGUUGGUCUGAUUCUGAAAAAACCUGCAAAGGAUAUGGUGCUAAACUUAUUAGCAUUAGAGACAAGUAAGUGUUCAUAAUCAUCGAUCGUCGUCAUGCAUCCCUGUGAUCACCAUGCAUAAAUAUCAUUACUACGUAUACCUGUUUAUAUCAUCACCAAUCCCCCGUGACCAACACCGUAUCCAUCUCGAUCCAUCUUCCACCGUUGCAACAGUGCCCGUCCAUGUAGUUUCAAUUUUUCUCUCAUGAAAUAGUAUUACUUUUAUUUUCCUCUUCUUGUGUUUUCGUCAAAGUCCAUUAAACAUGGCCGAUUUAGAACAACCAUGAGAUACCAACAGGUUUCAUAUUGUUGUCUUUACUGGAAUUGUCUCACAACCAUAUCUGAUGGAAAACGAACAUUGUUGGGAAGUCCAGUGUACUUCAAAGACUUUUGCGAUUGAACUUUAAUUCAGUGAAUGUUCAAAAAGGCUUGACUGUGCACAAACCAUUAUUGUAACUUGGUUAAUGCUUAAACAUGUCACUACUGUAAAUGAUGACUUUAUUGUAAAGGGAAAAAAUAUUGACUUACGUGACGUGAAAGUGCGAAAAUUUCUAUAAAAGAAACUGACUUUCAUCGUCCUUCAAACCAUGCUGAUUAAUAUACUGCACUCCAAUACGGUUUCCAUUCCUAGAAUCGAAUUUUGUAUUUGUAUAGAUCCGAACAAGUCUUCGCAACUUCUCUAAUGGAACGUGCUUGGAAUACAGAUGUAUGGAUCGGUUUAUCUGAUGAAAACACAUCCAAUACUUUCAAAUGGUCUGACGGAAUACCAGUUAGUUGGACCAACUGGGCCGUGGGAAAUCCACGUGGUGCGUGGACUGGGGACCACCAAUGUGUAUACAUGAAUCUUGAAAGAACAACAAAAGAAUUGAUGUAUUGGAGAGGCGGAGAAUGUAGUGAAAAAAAACUAUUCAUUUGCAAAAAGAUAAUCAGUAAGUUCUACAGUGGUUACGAAUUUUAUAAAUAG
Molecule: messenger RNA, 17310 nt
Organism: Paramuricea clavata
Lineage: Eukaryota; Metazoa; Cnidaria; Anthozoa; Malacalcyonacea; Plexauridae
Source: the annotation of a GenBank genome assembly